Molecule: messenger RNA, 1046 nt
Organism: Phalacrocorax carbo (great cormorant)
Lineage: Eukaryota; Metazoa; Chordata; Aves; Suliformes; Phalacrocoracidae
Source: RefSeq, a predicted model, not a curated record
UGCCGAGCGGCUCCGCGGCGGCGGCUCCCGCUUCCGGGCGGCGGGGCUUCCGGUGCCUGCUGAGGCGAUGGCGGCGGGCGGCAGCGACCCGCGGGCGGCCGACGUGGAGGAGGACGCUUCGCAGCUCGUCUUCCCCAAAGAAUUUGAAACUGCAGAAACUCUUCUAAAUUCAGAAGUACAUAUGCUUCUUGAGCAUCGUAAGCAGCAGAAUGAGAGUGCAGAAGAUGAGCAGGAGCUGUCAGAAGUCUUCAUGAAAACCUUGAACUACACAGCGCGCUUCAGCCGCUUCAAAAACCGUGAAACCAUUGCUAGUGUCCGUAGUUUGCUGCUCCAGAAAAAACUCCAUAAAUUUGAACUGGCGUGUUUGGCUAACUUGUGUCCUGAGACAGCUGAGGAGGCGAAAGCUUUGAUUCCUAGCCUGGAGGGCCGAUUUGAAGAUGAGGAAUUACAGCAGAUUCUUGAUGACAUUCAGACUAAACGCAGCUUCCAGUAUUAAGGUUAACCCUCAAGCCCUUUAUCUGAACAGAAAAACCUGGGAACUUGGACUGUUUCUCAGCUCUCUGGACCAUCCAGCUCCUGGCUGAGUAAGGGGAGUUGUGGAUACAGGGUACUCUGGUGCUGUGUCACCCACGGCUGCAUUCAGACUGGAGAUCAGUGUAGUCCUUUUGGUUUGUUCCACGUGUAUGUUGGUAAGGAUGCCUGUAUUGUGAGAGCCAAAGGACCUGAAAAGCCUUUCCCAGUGGCUCAAGUAUUUGUUUCUUCCAAAUCCCUCUCCCUGAUUUGGGAAUUUUCAACAUAUUUCUGGUUUUUAGCAGAAAUAUAGGUGUGAAUUCUUUCUUUUUUGUGAACUUCUAAAAGGGGUGGAGAAACUUGUUCUUGACUCUUGGAAGGUUUAGUGACGGGCAGCAUCAAUUUCUGUGGUGUUUUUUUUGGGGGGCUUGUGUUUGUUUUUGUUUUUUUUACUGUAUGAUCAGGACAGUGGAUUUUUACAGCUUCAAUAAUUUUCUAUUAUUGUUUAGUGUCAAUUAAAAUAUAUUUCUAAUUAA